AUGCUUCGUCUAGCCUUCAAACAAUUAUCACGUCAAUCUUUCUUAUAAAAAAAGAAAAUCUAUGAACUAUUAUUUGAAAGAGGUUUGAAAUUCUUUUAUCAAAGUAUCAAACUAAAUUUAAUAUCCUAGAUCAAUAUCGUAAUGCAAUUGAUUAAUUCGAGUUAUGUAUGUCAGUAUUUGCAGAAGCCAAACAACCAAAACGAUGGGAGGAUACUAAAUUUGAAGAUUUGAAUUGUAGACAUUAUCCUGAACAAUAAUAAAUUAAAGGUAUACAACUAUAAUUAAGUUUGUUUUUAAGACCUUUGGAACAACUUAUUCGAAUUAAUGGGUAAAUGUUAUUAUAUUUUACAUCAACAACAGGCUUGCACAAAAAUGUGUGAUUAUUGGUAAUAAUUGAAUCCUUUCUGUGCAGGGGCCUUUAUUUUAAGAGCAUAGGUAACUAGAUUUUUAUAUCAAUAAGUCUCGGUUUUUAUCAGAGUAAGUAACAUAGUUAGAUUGUUAAAUGAUUUGUAAAGAUCUAUAAUUUGCUCAGUAAUUGGAUCCUCUUAAUGAAAGUAUAGCCAAAGUCUACGAUAUGGUCUAAAUUCAAUUAUCAAAAUUAUAAGAGGAUGACAGUGAUAAAGAAUUGGAAACCGAAUAAGACACUUAUAAAUAUAAUUUCUAAGAAGAACAAGAAUUACCUUAAGAUUUCAUGGCUUAAUUUGCAUAUCAAGAUAAUGACUAAGAACUUAGUUAUGAAUUAGAUCCAAAGAAACCUAUCCCUAUGGAAGUUUAGGAAUUAGGAAGAUUUAUUGAAUCAAGAGGAAUGGAUAUGGUGAAGACUUACUUACAGAAUGGCUAGAUGAAAGAAGCAUAAGAUUUGAAAGAAAAACUACAAAAAGCACUAAUAGCCAAGAAAUAACUAGAGAAGAUAUCUUAAUUAGAUUUUAAUAAACCUAAGAAAGUAAAGUUUAAAUUUAUAUAGAAAUUAUAUUAAUAUGCUCAAUAGUUUGGUAUAGAUUUAUUAGAUCCAUAAGUGCAGAAUGAAUUUAAGAGAAUUUAAGAAUAAAAUUUGGAAGAAAUUCGACAAUGGCUCAAGUAGAAUUAAUGGAAUUAUAUUGAUAAAGCAACUCAAAUUUAAUAAUAAGAAAAAGCAAGAUAAGAAUUAGCUAAAUUAUAGUUUAAAAGAAAAACAAUCCCUUAAAAAGUAAUUUUUAUUUUUUAUUACUUUAAUUUUAGCAUGCUAAACAUAAAGUAGUUAAGAAAGCUUAAAUUGGUUUAUCUAUUCAAUAAAACAGUUCAAAUUUACCUUUGAUUAAUUUAAAUAUAUCUAACAAAGAGAUUGAAUAAGGCAGUUCUUUAUUGAAUAAUUAAAGUAAUUAUGUAUAUAACUUACAUAGCUUAAAUUGAAAAUGAACAAAAUUGUAAUUUAAAUUGUAUUAUAAACUUUUCUAUUCUACUCUUAGCGACAAUUACAAUAAUAUCAACAAUUUAUUAUUCAUUCUUAAAAUGA
Molecule: messenger RNA, 1492 nt
Organism: Paramecium primaurelia
Lineage: Eukaryota; Ciliophora; Oligohymenophorea; Peniculida; Parameciidae
Source: the annotation of a GenBank genome assembly